Ornithodoros turicata is the source of this 2117-nucleotide messenger RNA. RefSeq lists its product as uncharacterized. Bases 393 to 1373 code for a protein of 326 amino acids. The transcript is spliced from 10 exons. The record is from RefSeq and is a predicted model, not a curated record. NCBI's taxonomy places the organism in Eukaryota, Metazoa, Arthropoda, Arachnida, Ixodida, Argasidae.
CCUUCUACGAGGCGCUUUCAACAUACGAAAGCAUAACAUUUUCGUUAUUCGAAAGCGAGUGUUAAAUGAGUAUUCGGAACAUGUAUGCAUUGAAUCGUAGAGGAAUUGUAUUCAGUUAUUAACAAAGCUUUUAUGCAGUCAAAACUCGUUUCCCCAAAGUUACCCAUCUCGGAAGCCGAUCUCUUUGCGAUCCCCCUGGUUCCUCCGCACAUCUCCAAGUUCCAGCGAAACUACUGCUUGUGCUAUCAAGUUAGCGGCACCGCCAUCGACACGACUGUCAUCAUCAUCCCCACCAUCAUCAUUCGGCGCCUCGUUGAAUUUUGCACGUUUUGCAGCGUCUCUUCCAGUGUUCGUUGCUUUUGUACGACGUACGGUGGGGAGCACUGUAGAAGAUGUUCCUGAUAGUAGAAUUUCUGGAGGAAGAGCGAUGUGGGACACAUUCAGUUGAAAUAGUUCCUGCCUCAUGGGUCAAAGGUAGCGUCUGUAAAUGGCCCAAAGUGCCAUCCGAUAAGGCACGAAAGCUCAUCAUGAAGUGCGCCCCUCCUACAGCGUCGUGGGACAGCUUUCACGUUGCCAUAAAAGGCUCUUUUUCAACGUAUCAAGAUGCAAACAGUAAGCUGAAUGCUGCCCAGUACACCUCAGACAUCAACUCCGCUUCCGAUACAGGGUGUCAAAAGAGGAAGCCUGUCCCACUGCGGCAUUUUGAUGAUUAUGCGGAAGUCCCAGCCUUAGGUUCACAGACUAGAAGAAAAAGAAAGCGGAUUGAGUCAUUUGACUCGGACACUGAUGUGGACGACGUAGACACUCUGCCAAGUCCGCCACCUUUCCCAACGCCAUUCCCUGAGAGGGGUAAUAAUAACUUUGCGAGUCACCAUACUUCACCCACCGGAAGUAUAGUCCAGAGCGGCAGCGUUAACAGUGACCUCAAUCACUGUGGCCAAGAUGAACCUGAGACUCAUGACAACAGUGGUCAAGCCUUCCAGGAUAUAAGAGUCGACCUCCUAGCAGGAGAGGGCAGCCUGCCGCAAUCACGGAAACAGAAGGUUGUGCCACACGAAGAGUUUCAACGGCAGGCUAUGAGGCUGCUGCAUAUGAUGCGCCUAACCCAGCUGCAACAUGGUGAAGUACUGGAGGAGCUGUGUUCUCGACACACUCGCGUUCUUGAGCAUUGUCCGUCCAUGAUUCAAGCACCUUUCACCACCACUGAAGACCUGGAGGCAUUUGACAGCACCCUGAACGAAAGCAAGACAGCUCAACUGGGGCUGUACGAGCAAACACAAAAACGACCACAGCAAACAAGGUGGAAGUGGAGACGCACAUCAAGGCAUGGUUGCGACAUGCUAAAGACCGAGAAAAAAAGCUGGCGAGAGUAACUGUAGAAUGAGCACAACGUUUACACAGGGAGCUUUUUGGUUUUAAACAGUUGUCUCAGAGUGCACACAAAGGAAAGACAGAGACAGUGUAUGAAAAUACUAAAACAGCCCCAGCAACAGCGACUGAUUGAAAAAGACCAGGUAACAUUUUAAAACACUGAACUAUUAACGCGGUGUUUCUGCCUGUGCUGCUUCUGCGCGCCUAUACCUCUGGUACUCAAGCUAUCCUCGACACCUUGAUAGCGUAUUUCGUUCUGCAAAAAGUCUGUUUAAGGCAAAAAAACUCCCUGUAUUUUUGGCACACAUCAUGUAUGCCGAGGUUUUAAGGAACUGCUAGGGCGGCUUCCCUGUUGUACUGUUAUUGCACACUUCAGUCCAAGGGGACUUUGAAAUACUGUCAUGCAUAUCGCGGUGUGCUAGUCUGAGCGAACUGUGAAAGGACUCACUUUUUAUAUAUAUAUAUACUGAUAAAUAUAUUCUAGUCUGGUGUGUCGGUCAAGGCGACCUAUGUCACACUCCCAUGCCUAACCUAACCUCGAGGAGCUUACAGGAUAUUUUUAUAUAGAGACAUAUGUAGACAUAUACAGGUGACCUCGUCUGAGGAAUUGUGAAACUUACCGUAGUACUAUUAAUCCUAGUCUGCACCAAUUUUCAAGGGGCGUUACUGUGAUACCGACUGUCAAGAGCAGUCAUUGUUACACUGUGAUAUGUAUCCAAGCCUCAGGACCUGUUGUGAUUGAGUUU